Hevea brasiliensis (rubber tree) is the source of this 3211-nucleotide messenger RNA. RefSeq names its product bifunctional aspartokinase/homoserine dehydrogenase 1, chloroplastic. The transcript has 18 exons. Lineage: Eukaryota; Viridiplantae; Streptophyta; Magnoliopsida; Malpighiales; Euphorbiaceae. Bases 91 to 2883 code for a protein of 930 amino acids. The record is from RefSeq and is a predicted model, not a curated record. Gene Ontology annotation, molecular function: homoserine dehydrogenase activity; NADP binding; aspartate kinase activity. Gene Ontology annotation, biological process: L-homoserine biosynthetic process; aspartate family amino acid biosynthetic process.
AAAAUGUGCUCUUAUUAUACAGUACAAAACCCACAGCAAGAGUUCCUCUUCCUCUCUCUCUGCUAGUGCUAUUCUCUCUCUCUCGCUUCCAUGGCUUUUGCUGCUUCGAUCUCUAACACAUCUCGCAUUCUCUCUUCAAGCGCAUUGUCUCUCGACACCAAGCACAAGAAGAAGAUCUCUCCUUCUUCAUGCUCAGCUUUAUCUUCUCUAUCUCGUUCUCCUCUUUUCAGGAACAAACAGCUGAAGAAUUUGCUUGGCCAUUGUUUCAGGACAGGUUUUGUUUCCCAAUGGGGAAGAAGGGAUUCGGCAUUUGGCAAUGUCUCUUCUUCAGUUAAAGCUGUUUUACUUGAUGAAUCCAAGGAAAAGGUUUACCUUUCAAAAGGCGAUAUGUGGUCAAUCCAUAAGUUUGGUGGUACUUGUGUGGGAAGCUCUGAGAGAAUCAAGAAUGUAGCCGAGAUUAUUAUUAAUGAUGGUUCAGAGGGAAAGUUGGUGGUUGUAUCAGCAAUGUCAAAGGUGACAGAUAUGAUGUAUGACCUCAUCUACAAGGCACAAUCAAGGGAUGAUUCUUAUAUUGCUGCUGUUGAUGCUGUUUUUGAAAAGCAUAGAUUAACGGCAGUGGAUCUUCUUGACGGGGAUGAUCUUGCAACUUUUUUGUCCCGGUUACAUCAUGAUAUUAACAAUCUUAAAGCCAUGCUUCGCGCAAUAUAUAUAGCUGGUCAUGCAACAGAAUCAUUUUCUGAUUUUGUUACAGGACAUGGAGAGUUAUGGUCUGCUCAAAUGUUGUCAUGUGUUGUCAGAAAGAGUGGGCUUGAUUGCAAAUGGAUGGAUACAAGAGAAGUGCUUAUUGUAAAUCCUACCAGCUCUAAUCAAGUUGAUCCUGAUUUUGUGCAAUCUGAAAAAAGACUUGAAGAAUGGUUCUCAAGAAAUCCAUGUAAUAUAAUAGUUGCAACUGGUUUCAUUGCCAGUACACCUCAGAAUAUUCCCACAACUUUGAAGCGUGAUGGAAGUGACUUCUCUGCGGCUAUAAUGGGUGCUCUGUUGAGGGCUCAACAAGUCACCAUUUGGACUGAUGUUGAUGGGGUCUACAGUGCAGAUCCAAGAAAAGUUAGUGAGGCUGUGAUACUGAGGACAUUAUCUUAUCAAGAGGCCUGGGAAAUGUCAUAUUUUGGAGCAAAUGUUUUACAUCCACGUACUAUUAUUCCUGUUAUGCGGUAUGAUAUUCCAAUCAUGAUAAGGAAUAUUUUUAACCUGUCUUCACCUGGAACAAUGAUCUGUCGGCCUACUCUGACUGAGAAUGAAGAUGGCCAGAUGUUGGAUUCCCCUGUCAAAGGUUUUGCGACAAUAGACAACGUAGCCUUAGUGAAUGUUGAGGGAACUGGAAUGGCUGGUGUCCCUGGUACUGCUAGUGCCAUUUUUGGUGCUGUGAAAGAUGUGGGAGCUAAUGUAAUUAUGAUAUCCCAGGCUAGUAGUGAGCAUUCUGUAUGCUUUGCUGUGCCUGAGAAGGAAGUAAAAGCUGUUGCAGAUGCUUUGCAGUCUAGAUUUCGUCAAGCUUUGGAUGCUGGACGACUUUCCCAGGUUGCCAUCAUUCCAAAUUGCAGCAUUUUAGCAACUGUAGGCCAGAAAAUGGCUAGUACUCCUGGAGUCAGUGCUACUCUAUUCAAUGCCCUAGCUAAGGCUAAUAUAAAUGUCCGUGCCAUAGCUCAAGGCUGCUCUGAGUAUAAUAUUACAGUGGUAGUCAAGCGUGAAGAUUGUAUAAGGGCUUUAAGAGCUGUCCACUCAAGGUUUUAUCUCUCACAAACCACAAUAGUAAUGGGGAUUAUUGGACCCGGUCUGAUAGGUGGCACGUUGCUUGACCAGCUCAGGGAUCAGGCAGCAGUCCUUAAGGAAGAAUUCAACAUUGAUUUACGUGUCAUGGGAAUUACUGGCUCAAGGAGAAUGCUUUUAAGUGAAGUUGGAAUUGACUUGUCAAGAUGGAGAGAACUUAUGAAGGAGACUGGUGAAGUGGCUGACAUGGAGAAAUUCACACACCAUGUGCACGGAAAUCAGUUUAUUCCAAAUACUGUUUUGGUAGAUUGCACAGCAGACUCUAAUGUUGCCAGCUGUUACCAUGAUUGGUUACAAAAAGGAAUUCAUGUGAUCACCCCUAACAAAAAGGCAAAUUCAGGACCACUUGAUCAGUAUUUAAAGUUGAGAGCUCUUCAACGUGAAUCCUAUACACAUUACUUUUAUGAAGCAACUGUUGGAGCUGGUCUUCCAAUUAUUAGCACUUUACGGGGUCUCCUUGAAACUGGAGAUAAAAUAUUGCAAAUUGAAGGAAUUCUCAGUGGUACUUUGAGUUAUAUUUUCAACAACUUCAUAGGUGCACAAUCAUUUAGUGAAGUGGUGGCACAGGCAAAGCAGGCAGGUUAUACUGAACCAGAUCCAAGGGAUGAUCUAUCUGGAACAGAUGUUGCAAGAAAGGUGAUUAUUCUUGCCAGAGAAUCUGGUUUGAAGUUAGAACUUUCAGAUAUCCCUGUUCAAAGUCUUGUGCCUGAACCAUUGAGAGCCAGUGCAUCUGCUGAAGAAUUUAUAGAGCAGCUACCUCAAUUUGACCAAGACAUGGCAAAGGAAAGACAAGAAGCUGAGGACUCUGGUGAUGUCUUGCGAUAUGUUGGGGUGGUGGACGUGGUGAGGCAAGAAGGGCGUGUUGAGUUGCGAAGGUAUAAGAAAGAUCAUCCAUUUGCACAGCUUUCAGGUUCUGACAACAUCAUAGCUUUCACUACUACAAGGUACAAGGAACAGCCUUUAAUAGUCCGCGGACCUGGUGCUGGAGCUCAGGUGACAGCUGGAGGAAUAUUCAGUGACAUUUUACGACUGGCUUCAUAUCUUGGUGCUCCAUCAUAAUAACCUCAGCUUUUCUAUACGUGGUUCCAUCUACGGAGACCUGAGUUUGUGCUUUUGUCAACGUAGUUGUAGCAGUGUUUUUGCUCUAGUUUUUGUAUGCUAAUGAAUGCUUUGCAAAUAGAGGUGCUUCUUUUACAUGAACAGCUUUUGGUGCAAGAGUAGUUUUGCAACCAUUUAUGGGCUUUGGUUUCGUUUUCUUGCCCAAGGCCCUGUAGCUCUUAAAAUUGUUAAGUCUAUUGCUCUCAGAAAUGCUCCUUGAGAAUUCAACAAGAGGCUUGAAUUGAAUGGUGAAUAAUAUAGGUUAAAUAUGGUUCAACCUGGUUUGGUA